AUAUAGAUGGAUCUUAACCAGGACUGAGCAACAAUCUCCAGUGACAACAAACACAAAUACACACAGACAUACAACAUUCAGACCGGUCCACACGCAAAACUGGCAUCAGGUUUUUAUUAUGGGGGUCAGCAGGGGUGCGUCAGGGAAUAAAUGCUUUGCCUCAUUUAGCUCCUGUCGUUUGGCUAAAUUAGCAGCGAUGAUGUCAUCAGGCAGGGGCUGAGAUGAGUCUAUAGAAACCACCUUCAUGCUGCUGCGCUCUCACACUCAGAUCAGCAAACACACCAAGCAUCAUCUUCUCCAGCACACACUCAGGGUAUGAAUCACUUGCUGUGUUGUGAUGUUCAGACCGGGAGGAUGCAGACGGCACAACAUAGUCUCACCAAACAGAGACAGCAGCAGGCCAUGAUCCUGAGCAGAGAGGCAAAGGGAGGUCUGAACCUUGGGAAGAAGAUCAGCGUUCCUCGGGAUGUGAUGAUGGAGGAGCUGAAGCUGAACACCAACAGAGGAUCCAUCAUGUUCCAGGAGCGCCAGAGGAGAGUGGAGAGAUUCACGCUGGAGAACUCAGCAGACGCUUCCUCAAUCUUAUACAACUGACAUUUAAUGUAAGCAAAUCAUUCACAAUUAAAACAUGAUGUGCAGGGAGGGAAAGAAAACCUGCUGUAUCCAGUGGCCAGUAAACACAGCCUUGUCAGCACCCUCAUGAACACUGUGGCCAAGAAAGGAAGCCCAAACAUCCUGGCACCAGGCUACUCAGGACCACUUAGAGAGAUCCCUCGAGAGAAAUUCAACGCCACAGUGAUCCCGAAGUCUUAUUGUUCACCAUGGCGAGAAGCCCUGGGAGAAAAUGAAGAGCUUCUGUCUUCACUCAACACUCAGAUAGCGGAAGAGCACCAGAAACUCCCGCCGGCGAACUACAGGUGCUUUAACAGAGCUGCAGUGCCAUUUGGAGGACCUGUGCACAGUCAGAGGGUGAUUCCUGUUAUUGGCUUUGAAGCUGUGGAGACUCCAAAUCUUUCUGGCAUGACCUUGGCCACCAUGUCCAAACGACGCAACUUCAACAGAGCCCCGCGGGGAUGGGGCAUUGGAUACUCACCCGAGUCGAAUGACCUGUGAGCUCGGCGCUGAUCCACACCUGUAACAUUAGAGGAAAAGACUGUCGCCCUGUACAGACCUGCGCUUUGCACUUUCAGGCCACCCCAUUAUGUUCCCUGCAGGUGAAAGGCCAGAGGAGAGCAGCUAGAAAACUUAAGAAAAUUAAACAUCAGGAUAAAGAUGAUUAGGAUGAGGAGAUGGUUUAGCUCAAUGCUGGAUGAAGGACGUCUUGGUUGCUCUCCUAAACCAUUAAAGGAAUAGUUCAGCCAAAAAUGACAAGUUGCUGAAAGUUUCACCCAUCCAAAGAUGUAGAUGAGUUUGUUAAUUCAUGGGAACAGAUUUGGAGUAAUGUAGCAUUACAUCACUUGCUCACCAGUGGAUCCUCUGCAGUGAAUGGGUGCCGUCAGAAUAAGAGCCCAAACAGCUGAUUAAAAAAUUUCGGCAAAUUGACUUUUUGGAUGAACUAUUCCUUUAACACUGCUAUUCAAUAAGAACUCAGUCUAAAUCUUAUAAUUUCAUAAUAGCCUUUGGCAUUUUAUAAUUGUAGACAUGUAAUAUGCAAAUGAAUGGUGUUCAUGGUAGUGUUUCAAGUGUGCAGCAGGGGCCCCUUAAAUGUAUUUAGAUACUUUAAGCACAUGAAAAAUAUGUGUUUGAUAUUGCAUUAGAUUACUAAAUACCAAAACUCAAUUGUUUUCACACUGAACUCUUUUUUUGUCAAAUGUUUUUCUUGUAAAAUGUGUUCUUAAUAUAAAAAGCACUUGCUUUGAUAUGUUGUGUCUAAUGCAAAAGUGUCUAAAUACUUUUUGAGCCGCUGUGUUUCUUAAAAACAGAGCAGACUGUACAUUUAAUGAUGGCUAGUUUAAUGUUCACAAAAGAAAAUGGUAACAGUAGGCUUUUUCAAUAAAAAAACUACUUGUUGUU
Molecule: messenger RNA, 2013 nt
Organism: Cyprinus carpio (common carp)
Lineage: Eukaryota; Metazoa; Chordata; Actinopteri; Cypriniformes; Cyprinidae
Product: myozenin-2-like
Exons: 6
Cellular component (GO): Z disc; actin cytoskeleton
Molecular function (GO): telethonin binding; actin binding; FATZ binding
Source: RefSeq, a predicted model, not a curated record